AUGUCGAGCCGGGCUGGUGGGACGGCGAGGGGGGAUGCGGGCGGGGAGGAUGGCGACGAGGAUGAGGAUUUUGACGAUGAGGGGGAGCUGCUGAGGGGUGAGGAAGGGGUGACGGAUACGGAGGCCGAGAAGAAGAAUCUGGCUUUACUGGUGGAUGCGUUCAAUCCUAUUCAGUCGGAGCGAUACGAUCUAUUCAAACGGGCCAAGCUGCGCAAGGAGACGCUGCGGCGGAUUGUCAACCACGCGCUGUCCCAGUCUGUUCCCGCCAGUGUCGUGACGACCAUCAACGGUUUCACCAAGGUCUUUGCGGGCGAGAUCAUCGAGAAGGCGAGGACCGUUCAGGCCGAGUGGGCUAUCGCGCAUGAUCAGGCCGCGCGCGCUGCCUUUGACGCCGAAGAGGCCGAGGCCGACGCCAGGGCAGCCGAAGCAGCGGCGAGGGCAGCCGCAGCCGCAGCCGCCUCCGCUACGCCGGCGACGGGGGUUCAGGGACAGAGCCAGCCCCAGCCGCCGGUCAAGCAGGAGCACUCGGACAGCAAUCGCUCCACUCCAAUCCCUCCUUCAUCGUCCUCUCCCAUGCCGCAACAGCAGAUCUCGCAACCGUCCACACCUUCUAUAUCUGGCCUUCCGCAGCAGCUGCAGCAACCCCCUCUAGCACGACCGAAAAGGGAAUUCAAACCGCCGCCUAACCCUCACCGGGGCCAACUCCUACCUUCUCAUCUUCGCGAGGCAUUGCGACGGUACAAGCGCGACAGCGAGGGCGGUGGUGUCGGUUUCUCGGGGUUGAGUAUGGGAAACUUGGGACCGGAUGUGGUGAGGAGAAUUGACCAGCCCCUAGAAAGGCAUUCCGAGAAUAUCGUCGUCGAAGCGGCGGCGGCGGCGGACGACACGCACUCUCUGCAGGCCGUGGAUUUGGUUGUGCUCGCGCCCAUGCUGAUCGAGGUACACCUGGACGUGGCGCAGAAGCACCCUCAGGACAUCGACGACGGCCAAGAGGAUGAGUAUCUUGGCGGCUGUGUGAAGGAAGACGAUCAGGCUGGCGGUCUUCGUAAUCGGGGAGUUCAGAGCGAUUAG
Aspergillus thermomutatus is the source of this 1071-nucleotide messenger RNA. RefSeq lists its product as uncharacterized. Gene Ontology annotation, cellular component: transcription factor TFIID complex; nucleus. Gene Ontology annotation, biological process: RNA polymerase II preinitiation complex assembly; transcription initiation at RNA polymerase II promoter. The record is from RefSeq and is a predicted model, not a curated record. The coding region runs from base 1 to 1071 and encodes 356 amino acids. NCBI's taxonomy places the organism in Eukaryota, Fungi, Ascomycota, Eurotiomycetes, Eurotiales, Aspergillaceae. Gene Ontology annotation, molecular function: protein heterodimerization activity; transcription coactivator activity. The transcript has 3 exons.